Molecule: messenger RNA, 3930 nt
Organism: Silurus meridionalis
Lineage: Eukaryota; Metazoa; Chordata; Actinopteri; Siluriformes; Siluridae
Exons: 8
Coding region: 234-941 (235 amino acids)
Source: RefSeq, a predicted model, not a curated record
CGCAUUUUGAGACUCCCUGUUGUCACACACUCUUUAAUCAGACACUCUGUUAGGGUUGUUCCAAUAGUCAUGGAGAUUCCUGAGCCGAGAAGAAGAUAAAGGAUUUGUUUUUCUUGUACUACACGAAAAAUGUUGGUUGUUUUGUCCGUCAUUUACUUCAUCCGCUUCUGGGUCCUCCAGAGUCCAUUAGUCUAGACUGGUGCAGCUUAAACAACGUCUGGUGAGAUUUCAAGAUGGAAUUUCAGAAAUUUCUCAUCCUAAUAAUUGGAGGUAUCUUCGCAUCAUCCUUGGUGAUAGUCGUUUUGUUCAUCAUCAUCAACGCCUGCAUAAGACGGAAAGUGGGAAAAUAUAACACAAUGGCUUUAAAACAGACUAAGCCAUCAAACAACACAGAGAGCUCUUUUAAGCAUAACGGGCAGGAAGAGGCGAGACCUCCAUUACCUCCGAGAGACCAAUUUGACACCGAGUCCAUGAGCAACAGUUAUGAGGACAUGCCUGAAAACCCUCUGGUGGCAGAUGAAACUUCCUGUUUAACGAGUGCAGUCAUUCGUCCCCCUGAAACCCAAAUUAGUUUUCAGGACAACAUCAGCGUCUCGGAAAACUACGAAGAAGUAGACGAGCAAGAAAGUGCGACCAACAGUUAUGAGGACGUUUCUGAAAACCAUGUGGCACCACGUGAAUUUUCUGCUGUAAGCAAUCCUGUUAUCGUUCUACCACCCGAGACUCAAGUCGACCUUCAGGACAACCUCAGUGCCGCCGACAGUUACGAUGAUAUAGAUGCUCUUCAAAAUGCACAAAACAGCUAUGAAGAUAUUAUAUCCUUGCCAGAUUACCUGGAGGUGGAGCAGGCUCCGUUCCAGAACAAGUCUGACUCCGGGUCAGAAAACUAUGACGAUAUCGACAAGCUCCACAGCGACGAGGACUAUGACGAUGUGGGAUAAAAGAUAUAGAUCUCUGCACUUUUGUAAAGAAAUUAAUUUCGGGAAGUCUAAAACUUCUCUCGGAGGUCCUACACAGAACUUUGGACCUCCUUCCAUUUUGAGUUCAAUUCACUUUCAUUUCUAUGGCGCUUUAAGCUAUGGACAUUGUCACAGCUUUACAGAAUUGUAUCCAUUCAGGAAAUUUCUCCAUUUAAAUCCCUAAUGAGCAAGCUAGUAAUGACAAACCUUCUGAGAUGACCUGAGGAAGGAACAUUGUGAGGAACCAGACUCAAACAGGAACUUAUCAUCUGCGUGACACCACCACAUAUUGAGAUUAUAAAUAAUUCCCCCUCUGUUUACUAUAUAGUCAAAAAGUGUAAUUGUGUAACCAGGAUUUUUUUUUUUCUUUUCAUGGAAUCUAAUUUUGUCAGCUGUUCCCUUAAGUGCACAACUGUUCGUAUUAAUUGCUGCCUGAACCAAUCUUCAUGCUUUCUACAUGGUACCAUUAACACCGUGAUGUCACAGUUCUUUAGGCUGUCUGUGCUUUUCCAAUGAUCAGGUAAAUGCAGAAGGAGAUCAUGAUCACUCCUGCCAACUUAGCAUUUUUCUCAUGAGAAGGGUGAUGCCUUUUUUGCAAAGCGAUUUCAAUAUAUGAGUCCAUAAUUUAAUCUAAAAUACCACACCUAGCACAGGAUCUAGGUCUACAUGAAAUAAACCAGUGGGUUGUACAAGUGGCGUUGAAGUCAUUUAACGUUACAGGUAUAAAAGUGGAUCCUAACGUGGCGGGACAACACUAUUAAGUGUCUAGUGUGUCCUAUUAAUAAUAUGAGGUGCACAUGUUGAGGACCAGAGAUCGUUAAUCAAGAUGGCCGACUAAAGUGUUCAUGGAACAAGGUAUGGUGAAAACAUUUCUUGUGAACGAAUGGCAGAUGUCUACAGAAGAUUUCAAGCACAGUACCAUGAGACGCUCAGCUGCAGUAAGACAUUUGAAUGGUGUAAACGUUUCAAAGAUGGAUCCCGUUUGCGGUGGUUCCCUGAUGAUGAAGUCAAGGUUGUCCCAGCGUGGUUCAGGCGUACUACUGACAAAACACUGAGAUGAUGGUAUGACUGCAGGGGGGUAUGUCGAAAUGUAUGUCCAAUCCUUGAAAUCCGUUCUUUUGUUUAUAAACUCAAAAGUCCCAGUUUGACUUGAACACCCCUCGUAUAAUAACAAGGUCAUCAACUGAAGUUCUUAGACAUUUUCUUUGGAGAAACACUGAUAAAUAAACCAUUUCAACAAUACUACUGAGUCAUUCCCACAAAUCACAGCUGGUGAAGCUGCUAAAACAAUUUCUUGAAGAAAAAAUAUCCAAUAUGUAUUAAAGAUCAAAUCAGUUGCUCCUAAUAGAUGUCCUCUAUUUGACUUCUUUUCUGCACAAAACUUUCCCUCUAGGUAUAACACUCACUAUCUACCUGAUUUUCUUUUUAACCAAUUCUUAUUUAAUAGGCUUAUUUUUUUUCUUAACACCUUUCCAGACUAAAUACUUUUUAAAUAAAUUAUUUAUUAGUUUCACACAACUAGUACAUGUAUUGUUUGGGUUAUUUAUUUUUUUUAAUUACGAGGCAGCAUUAAAAUAAUUUCAUACUAGUUUUGUAACACGCAGAUGGCAUCACGAGGCUGCAUGCACAGUCACAGGGAUCACUGGCCUUCAUAAGUCAGUGUGCCAAAAUACAUCUUGUGUAAAUCAAGAGCUGUGCUAUACUGACCACGUGCAUUACCAUGUCUGCGAUUUCAUCAUGCGCAGCAAGUUAGAACAAAGAGCAAACGUGAAAUUAUAUGUGAAACUAGGCAAAUAUGCCAUAGAGAUCUCCCCACACAAGUUUCUUGCCAGAAAUGAAAUGCACAUUCUCACUUCCACACCUUCAGGACACAUUGUAAAAAGAGAUAGUGUCAAAAAUGUUUGAUAGCACCUCAUAUAUGUUUUGGGCAUCUAGUGAACAGAAUGUUUAUUUGACAUGAUACUGAAACAAUCAUGAACACAUCAUAAAAAACCUAGCUGUUAUCAUGUAAUUAAGAAAUCCGUUAUCAUGUAAUUAAGAAAUCCAUUCUUAGAAAAGUAUCCCAGAUGCAGAGAACCAGAUAAGGGCCCAAAGGGUAUCCCUGAGGGAGCCUGAGAGAGCCACAGCACCAACAGGAGAAGCUGUUCACAAGACAGUUUGGCAUUUACUCAGGAGGAUUUUGGAUGCUAUGUAGACAAUGUGAGUAAAGAUUCUCUUGACGGAUCAGACCAAAUAUUUCAGCCUUGCCAUGAUGAACUAGGUAUGAUAGAAAACCCUGAAAACACCAAAAGCAUGAAGCAUGGUAGUGGUAGAAUCAUGUUCACAAUUGCCCCCUAAACUCUCAGUUGCCUUUUCCUUUGACUAAGAACAAUCCUGAAAUGUUUAAAGAAAGCUCUCUAUUUAAAAUAGAAUGAAAGUUUACCCUUUCAAACAUGGAUGUAAUGUUCAUCACACUUUCAGAAACCUUUGAACUCAAUUAUUCCAUUUCAAUGAAAAGUGCUUCGUAAGCUUUACAGCUGGGUGCCAAUCCAGAUGUUUGCCAGGAUUUCUUUUUUAAGGUUAUUUAUGAAGUUUUGAUUUUGUUCCACGGCUUGGGCUGCAUAAUGUCGCUUGCUUACUGUCAGAUCAAGCCAGCGUGACGAACAUUGUGGCUUAGAAAAGAACUGAAACUGCAGUUUCACUGCACACUGAACCACCUGCUACUAAACAGUACUUUUAUUUGUAUUUUUAAGUAUGUAUGGUAAGUACAUAAAAGUAAGGCAAAUAUGACUCUUACAUUUGCUUGUUAAUUAAGCUUUCCAAUUAUAAUGAUUUCAUUGUGUUAUCUGACUACGUUAGCCUCACCUUCACACUUAUUUUUUUUUAUAAACAGCCUCAACAUUCAACCAGAAAGGACGUUCACCCAAUAGUUUAAGAUACUUGAAUAUUUUAUAUACAUUUAUUUUUAUUAAAAAAAAAAAAAAAAAAAAAA